Molecule: messenger RNA, 862 nt
Organism: Medioppia subpectinata
Lineage: Eukaryota; Metazoa; Arthropoda; Arachnida; Sarcoptiformes; Oppiidae
Source: the annotation of a GenBank genome assembly
AGAAUCUUCGGUUCCGCCACAUAUGAUAAGUCGGAUGACAUGGAUUGCUUGUGUUCCCGACAAUUCAGUGAAGUGAACGACCAGUUAUUGCAACUCAACUUCAAUAUCGACCCCUUCUUCUUCGUCGCCUGCAAAUCAAACGGCAAUUUCGAGGAAUUCCAGGUAAACGACGAUUACGUCUAUUGCGUGAAUGUGACUGAGGGUAACGUAUUGGAGAGGGCGGUGAACAAGUCGAGCAUGGACCAAUUAGACUGCAAGGACAAAGCGCCGCAAAAAUUUAUUACCAAUUGUCAGAAACGGUAUAUAAACGCCACGCUUGAGAUCGAAAAACUUGAAGCUGAGGGCCAUUUGGUGGUCGCGUAUGACAUUCCCAAGUGUGACAUCGAUGGCACCUUCGCUCCCGUCCAGUGCCUCAAUAAAUAUUGUUUCUGUGUUAACAAAAAUGGAGAGAAAUAUAGAGGAACUCAAGUGAAUAGGAACGAGAAGUUGUCCAUAAAUCAACAAUGCAAUUGUGUCCGAGAAAUGGAGUUAAUAAGAGAUAUUGACGAAGAGAAAUGGGACCAAAUGACUGAACUGUUCGCACAAUACCGGUGCGAACGAAAUGGCAAUUAUCUGACACUUCAGUGCACGGAAUCUGAAUGUUAUUGUGUGGAUCCGAUUGAUGGCAAUCUGGAAACCUCAUCAAAACUCAAGACUGACCCCAAAGGCAUCAGCGAAUUAAAAUGCUAUAAAAAUUAUGCCAAUGAAUUUGGCGACAUGGACUAUUUAUGGCAAACAUACCCCGAUGUGCUUUCUUAUAUUUCAGACAUUCCUAAAUAAUUAACAUAUUGUUUAAUGUUUAUUAUCUUACUUUUACUUACAA